Messenger RNA from Polypterus senegalus (gray bichir), 534 nucleotides. Its product is annotated as integrin alpha-X-like. The transcript has 5 exons. Bases 1 to 534 code for a protein of 177 amino acids. The record is from RefSeq and is a predicted model, not a curated record. Lineage: Eukaryota; Metazoa; Chordata; Cladistia; Polypteriformes; Polypteridae.
AUGCUGUCAACCAACACACACAAAGCCUUGAAUUACACAAUUGGAAAUCUGCUGUACAACACCCAAUAUGGAGCAAAAGAGAAAGCGACCAAAGUGCUGCUGAUCAUCACAGACGGGGACAGCACUGACUUUGACAAAGAUUACGAUUACGUGACCAAACGUCUGGACGAAAAACACGUCAUCAGAUACGCCAUUGGGGUUGGCUCUGUGAACAUCAAAAAUCUGAAGAGCCUGGCUUCUGAACCCAAAGACAGCAACACCUUCUACGUUAACGACUACAAAGGGCUCAGACGUAUCCUGGACAACAUGCAGGAUAGAAUCUACAACGUGGAAGAUGAGAAGACAAAAUGCUGGUCCUUUGUAAACGAGAUGUCGCAGAGUGGGUUCAGCAUGGCAUAUGCCAAGGACCGCCUGAUUCUGGAAGCUGUUGGGACCUCGGAACGGGCUGGCUCAGAUGUUGAGAUGAAGCCUGACAUGAAAACUCCAAUCAUGCCUCCCAAAAAGAAGGGCUUGGGGAUGUUUAAUACCCCUUGA